Molecule: messenger RNA, 1673 nt
Organism: Capsicum annuum
Lineage: Eukaryota; Viridiplantae; Streptophyta; Magnoliopsida; Solanales; Solanaceae
Product: tyrosine-specific transport system
Exons: 8
Coding region: 113-1627 (504 amino acids)
Biological process (GO): amino acid transmembrane transport
Source: RefSeq, a predicted model, not a curated record
UUCAACCUCAUCAUCCGCAUGUACUAGAAGAUGUAGUAAUAAUUGAAAACUUAUUCAACCAACCAACCAACCAACGGCAGUUCCAAAGAUUCUGCCUCUUCGAAUCUAGCUCAUGGAUAUUCAUUACCUAGCUUCACCCUACUUCACUAAUAAUGGAAAGAUCGUCAAAAGAAAUUAUGAAUCAAGAUCACGUUCUGGAUGGGCAAAAUUAUCAUUAUGGCAUCAAGAGAAGAAGACAAUUCUCUUGAAAUAUAGAAUGUAUGAUCUCCUAUUAUCAGAAAAGCCAACGCCAAAUUGUUGGAAAAUUUCAGCAACAAAAGGGGGGAAAGAAUGCUCGGAAGAGGCUCCGAAAAGUUGCAAGAAAAAAGGGACAGUAGCUGGUGCUGUUGCUCUAAUCAUUGGAACAAGUAUUGGUUCUGGGAUCCUUGCCCUUCCCCAAAAAACUUCCCUGGCGGGACUAAUCCCAAGUUCAAUAGCUAUGACAAUGUGUUGGGCAUUUCUACUGAUCGAAGCACUUCUGCUAGUUGAAAUCAAUGUGGGUUUACUCAAAAGGAACAAAGUGAAAUUUGAAGAGAGUGAACUAGAGGUCAUUUCCAUUAGAACAAUGGCUGAAGAAACACUAGGAGAAUGGGGUGGAGCCUUGGCUACUGUAACCUAUGUCUUCUUAGGAUAUACUUCAAUGAUUGCUUACAUUUCCAAGUCGGGGGAAAUCCUCUGCCAUUUGAUCAAUCUCCCGGAAUCAGUUUUGGGCUUUCUCUUCACUUCCCUCUUCACAAUUCUCAUAUCUGUAUGUGGGACAAAAGCCAUUGAUCAAGUCAACCAGUGGCUCACUGCUCUUAUGAUAGGACUGCUUGUGGCAAUUGAGGUUCUAAUCAUUCUGUAUGGAGGGUGGUCAGGAGAUGAAGGAAGCAGUGACUGGGGAGAAGUUCCGCCAGUAAUACCCGUAUUAAUAUUCUCUUUGGUCUACCAUGAUCUAGCACCUGUUCUGUGUGCUUACUUGGAAGGUGAUCUGAAACGAAUAAGAGCUUUAGUGUUGAUUGGUGGUCUGGUUCCACUCCUGGCAUUGCUUGUUUGGGAUGCAAUUGCCUUUGGCCUUUCAUCCCAGGUUGAUCACGUUGCUGACCCUGUUGAAUUACUCCUGAGGGUGAAAUGGAGUGGUGUGUCAUAUAUGGUACAGGCAUUCUCCCUUCUAGCUGUGGGAACAUCUCUAAUUGGUACUCUUCUAAGUUUCUUUGAGUUUCUCAAGGAACAACUCAAUAACCUUGAUCUGCAACCAGAUGUAUACACCAGAUCAAUUUACAGUUCUCAGCUCCGUCUAAGAACAUGGUGGAGAAGAAACAAUUUAGGCUUUACAGCAAUAGCAAUUGCCGCUGCUCCCCCUCUUCUUGUGUCAACAACAAUUCCAGAUGCAUUUUAUGCUGCGACAGAUAUAGCAGGUGGUUACUGCAUGACAAUACUGUAUGGCAUCCUGCCACCAGCAAUGGCAUGGGCUAUGCUUAAUAGCGAAGGCCAGGACAGUGAAAUGAUGAUAUCAAGAGCUCGACCUGCCCUUCUCUCUGUAGGACUAGUUGCUUGUGCGAUAGUUGCACUCCAAAUUCUUCAAGACUUCUCUAUGUCGCAUUCUUGAACUGUAUAAGACUGAUGAGUAAUUACAGAUAGAAACAUCUUCUCAA